Molecule: messenger RNA, 1858 nt
Organism: Drosophila rhopaloa
Lineage: Eukaryota; Metazoa; Arthropoda; Insecta; Diptera; Drosophilidae
Exons: 3
Coding region: 311-1858 (515 amino acids)
Source: RefSeq, a predicted model, not a curated record
AUGGUUAUUCACGCCAAUAAAAAGCCUGUUAGGGCUCAUAGAGGUCGUUAUAACGCACCCCAAGCAAAUGAGGUCGCUUUGGUAUUAGUUGACCAACAAUUUGAAAAAAGGGACAUUAUUAUUGAGGGUUAUAAUAAUCAGUUAAAAAGAAUCAGUGAACUUCACCGAUCUUAUGACGCCCUACAAUAUCCAUUAAUGUUUUGUCAUGGAGAAGAUGGUUACACUAUAGAUAUACCCAAAAUUGACCCCGUUUCAAAAAAAAAACGUUAAGAAAACAGUCUCAGCGUUAGAUUUUUACAGUUUCCGAAUAAUGCUUAGAGAAAAUGUAUGGAAUCACCUGCACUAUUUUAGAGCUCUCUUUAGUCAAUUUUUGGUUGAUAUGUAUGCUAAAAUAGAAACAGAAAGGCUUAAUUUUAUUCGGCUAAAUCAAAAAAAGCUGAGAGCAGAAAGCUACAUACAUCUUCAAGAUGCUAUAGGUAGGAAUGAUGUAGAUUUAGCACAGUUUGGACAGAUGGUAAUUUUACCUUCAUCCUUUACUGGCUCGCCACGGUACAUGCACGAAAAAACUCAAGAUGCCAUGACAUAUGUUCGUUAUUAUGGUCGUCCUGAUCUUUUUAUUACAUUUACCUGUAAUCCUAAAUGGAAAGAAAUUAAAAGUGCACUAUUUUUAGGGCAGAAGCCUCACGAUCGGCAUGAUAUCAUUGCUCGAGUCUUUCAUUUAAAGGUCAAAGCUAUAAUGUCUUUAAUUAAUAGUCAUAGUUUGUUUGGGGAAGUGCAAUGCUUUAUGUAUACGAUAGAGUGGCAGAAACGUGGUCUCCCACAUGCACAUAUACUGAUUUGGUUAAAGUCUAAGAUCACGCCUCAACAAAUUGAUUCAAUUAUAUGUGCAGAAAUUCCAGAUUCUGAAAAGGAUCCUCUCCUAUAUGAGAUUGUUAAGGCUAAUAUGAUUCAUGGACCAUGUGGCCGCUUAAACCUAAAAUCGCCCUGUAUGAACGAGGGUAAUUGUUCCAAAAAGUUUCCGCGAUCGUUGCUUAAUGAAACUGUUACUGGAAAAGAUGGUUACCCUAAAUAUAGGCGAAGAGCACCUGAAGAUGGUGGCUUCACCAUGGAAAUUAAUGGAAACAUAAUUGACAAUAGGUGGGUAGUGCCCUAUAAUUGUGUUCUCCUGCGGACCUUUGAGGCUCAUAUUAAUGUAGAGCUCUGUAGUUCAAUUAAAUCCAUUAAAUACGUUUGCAAAUACAUCAAUAAGGGCAGUGAUCAAGCUACAUUUACUGUGGAAAGCCCUACUAAUGAGGUUCAACUAUAUCAAAACGGAGGCAACGCACACUGUUCGACUCGCACCAGCCACCUCGAGCCACUAACAAUCAUCGAUGACGGCGUUAUUAUUCUCAAUGACGGAACAGCUACGGUCAAUGGACAACUGCUAACUGGAACGUUCCUCGUUACAUUCGACGAGGAGGUAAAAGUAAACAACACCUUAUACCGAAACUUGAAGAGCUACGUAAAAAAAUUCCCAGCACCCGCUGCAUCAACGGUCCUUAACAUUACAGACCAUCAGGAAAUACUGAGUUUACCAUACUUACAGAAAUUAAACAUAGAACCCCUACGAUACAUUGGCGAAAUGGAAAAGAGACUGGAAAACCGGCCUAUAAUAUCUGGAGUGGCCGCGAUCGCUUUCUUCGCCAUCUGCUUUAUCAUUUUCAAGCUCUACCAAAGACGCCAGCGAGUUCGUCGCCAGCAUGACCUUCAAGUUAUUAUUGACGGUUUCAAGAAGUCCGAGGACGUCCUUCAUCAAAGCGGGGGAGGAGUUAACACGGUCACCCGGCAACAGAGAAGUUGCCAAACUGAUCACGCGUAG